CACUUACCGACAAAACUGCCCUGAUGCACUCCAAUACAAUGAACUCAGACGGCGAUAAUUGUUGCCACAAUUUGAAUAUAACGACAGUACAUAAGAGGUCACUCUCAGUUACUGUGUGUUGAUCACCACUCAAGAAAUAUAUGAAAAGCUACCUCAUAGUCACCAAUGCAUAAUAAUGAAGAACAGCUCUUGGAGUCCUUGAGCUCUAAGAUCCGCCAGGAUCUCUGUUUUCUUUUUGCAAUCAGGAAAUUUCAGGUUUGUUGCUGAUUAAAAAAACUCCGGAGGCAGUUGAUGAUGACAGAGUUUCUUUCAGCAAUGAUGGCAGCUGAAGAGAUUUACUCUAUAGUUCCAGGGGAAUUGGAGAACUGUCAGGAAAAAUAUUCAAUUUCUGCUUUUGCUGAACACCUGGAGACUAAGCUAUGUUGGUCAAUGUGGGGACGGAAGCAUCAUAUGUUUCGAUGGAUCUUUUGGAGCCCGGAGCAGGAAGAAUUGGAAGGCCCUCAAACGAUUUCAUCCACUUGUUAUCCAAAGAGUAUCCCUUCUACUCUGACUAAUCAUGGGACAUUUAUCAAAGAGAAGAUCAAAUGUUCGCUUCAACGAAUAAUUGAAUGCUACAUCGACUAUUGUCUCGUGCAAUUUUGGGCGCCUAAAACUGCUGGUGGCCGAUGUUUCCUAACAACUUCAGGCCAACCUUUUGCUGUUGAUUGGCUUUGUAAAGGGUUCUGUUGGUAUAGGAAGCAUUGCUCGAGCCAUGAUUAUUUAGUGGACGGUGAAGCUAAUGAAGCAGAGCUUGGUCCCCCUGGACGAGUCUUCCAAAGUGGGCUGCCUGAAUCUAGCCCUGAUUUGAGGUUGUACUCUACGAAAGAGUAUCCGUUGAGGAAUCAAGCUUUGAGCUGUGGCAUCAAGGGAUACAUGGCUUUGCCCUUGUUUGACCUGCUCGGACAGGACUGUGUUGGGGUCCUGGAAUUUGUGGUGUUUUCUGCGGAAUACAUCAACAUUGUCAAUGAAGUUGAGGAAGGGCUAAAGACUGCAGAUCUAAGAUGGACUCUUAACAUCAACCAGCCAUGUUUGGAGGCCAGUCUCCUGCAGAAUGAAAAGGAUCGCGGAGGUCAGCAACUCGCACUGAAUGAAAUCAAGCAAAUGUUUGAAGUGUUGAAAAGAUCAGCACAACUACAUCUGGCACAAGCCUGGAUCACUAGCAUGAAUUCUCUUGAAGUCGAAAAUACUCCCAACUCGGGAACAAUCUUGAUGGAACGAGCUAUAUUCAAAGUGUUUGUGGACUAUGAAGACGACUAUAAUUCCCCCACGACACACUUCUUGAAGGCCUGUAAGCUCCAUAGCCUAAUUGUAGGAAAGGGAAUUGUUGGGAGAAUUUUAGCAACCUGUGAAUCAUUCUUUUGCCCGAGUGUUUCCAAUUUCAGCAUAACUGAGUAUCCCCUGGUUCAUUAUGCUCGAUCAGCAAGGUUAACAGUUUCUUUCGCAAUAUGUCUGCAAAGUAGUUUAACUGGAGAUGAUAUUUAUGUACUUGAGUUCUUUCUCCUUCCUGGAAGUAGUGAUGGAGGGUAUUCUUGGUCUUUUCUAUCCUUCCUUCUGACAAUAAUGGAGCGGCAACUUAACAGUUUUAAGGUUGCAACAGGACAAUUACUUGGCGAGGAAUUAUCUGUUAAGGCCAUAGAAUUUUGUAAAGAUAAUGGAUUUGACUCUUUUAAACUAGGCCACUCCGUUCCAUAUCCGCUGAAAUUUGAAACCUUGCAUUAUGGAGAGGAUAUGUCGAAGUUACGUUCAGUAUUUGGUCAUCUCAACUUCGGAUGUGAUGUUAUGGAUUGCAGUGUGGAACAGAACAGUAUGGCUGCAGAAAAAUCGAAAAGAGCUACUACAUUAAGGCCAUCCAAGAGAGAACGGGAAAGAACAAAUUUUCGUAUCUGUUAUGAGGAUCUGCGACCGUAUUUUGGGAAAUCUCUCAAAGAUGCUGAAAAAGGACUUGGUGUCAGCAGAUCGACGUUGAAGCGUGCAUGCAGAGACCAUAAUAUUACAAGGUGGCCAUCUAAUGAGAAAAACAAGGUUAAUCCGUCACUCUUUCUGACAAGGGCGGCAAACAAAAGUUCCCCUUGUCGUAAAGGACAGUUUUCCAGGUCCGAUUUUCAUCCAACUUCAGACUCCGGUUUCAUGAUCGUAGAGGCAGAUUUUGAAGGCGAUACCAUGAAGUUUAAGUUUCCAUUUUCAUCCGGGAUGGAAAAGCUUGAGGAAGAAGUGGCUAGGAGGUUGAAGUUGAAUGUGACAAGUUUCAGAAUGAAGUAUUUGGAUGGAGAAGGGAAGUGGAUUUUAUUAGCAUGCGACGAUGAUUUGCAGUUCUGUAUGGAGACAUUGGCGUCGUCAGGCAGUAAUGCAGUCAAGAUGUUGGUUCAAUCAAUAUAGUUCCUAGUUGUUUAUCACUUGUAUUACAAUCUUGGCUGUUCUAAGGUUGAGUCAUGUGUUUCUUUAACACAGUUGUUGUUCAAUGCUAUACUGUGUUUGUGCACAUGAAUUCUGCUUUGAUAAAUACAUGGUGCAUUGAAUUGGUA
Messenger RNA from Sesamum indicum (sesame), 2561 nucleotides. RefSeq names its product protein NLP6. The record is from RefSeq and is a predicted model, not a curated record. Gene Ontology annotation, molecular function: protein binding; DNA-binding transcription factor activity. NCBI's taxonomy places the organism in Eukaryota, Viridiplantae, Streptophyta, Magnoliopsida, Lamiales, Pedaliaceae.